ACGGAGGAGCAAGUUAGUGUGUGCGCUGGCCCGGCAGCGGGGGGGAGGAAGGGAAUCUCCCGCCAUUUUUCAAUAAUUUCCUCCCGUGCCCGCUGGAGAGGAGUCGUGACUAGCGGCCGCCGCGGCGGAGAUCGGCGAGAGGUGAAAGCCGCCGGGAGGAGCGAGGAGAACCCCUCGGUUCCUUCCCCUCGCGGGCGUCCCCCUUUGCUCCCAUGGCCGUGGCGCGGUCCCGCCAGCUCUGAGGGAAGCCGGAGUUCGCGCCGCCCUCUCACCCCUCCCCUCCCCCAUCGCCCCGGGAGCCAGGCGCUUCGCUCGCCCGCUCGUUCGCUCGGAGCCGCCGGGGCCUAGCUCUGCGAGGCGGAGCGGCCGAGCCUCCGGCGCUCCGUCCCCGCCGCUGCCGCGAUGGCGCCGCUGCUGGGCCGCAAGCCCUUCCCGCUGGUGAAGCCGCUGCCGGGAGAGGAGCCGCUCUUCACCAUCCCGCACACUCAGGAGGCCUUCCGCACCCGGGAAGAGUAUGAAGCCCGCUUGGAAAGAUACAGCGAGCGCAUUUGGACCUGUAAGAGCACUGGAAGCAGUCAGCUAACACACAAGGAGGCCUGGGAGGAGGAACAGGAAGUCGCUGAACUUUUGAAGGAAGAGUUCCCUACCUGGUACGAGAAGCUUGUUCUGGAAAUGGUUCAUCAUAACACAGCCUCCCUAGAGAAGUUAGUGGACUCUGCCUGGCUGGAGAUUAUGACCAAAUAUGCCGUGGGAGAGGAGUGUGACUUUGAGGUUGGAAAGGAGAAAAUGCUCAAGGUAAAGAUUGUGAAGAUUCAUCCUUUGGAGAAAGUUGAUGAAGAGGCUGCUGAGAAGAAAUCUGAUGGGGCCUGUGAUUCUCCAUCCAGUGAUAAAGAGAAUUCCAGUCAGAUGGCUCAGGACCACCAGAAGAAGGAGACAGUGGUCAAAGAGGAUGAAGGCAGGAGAGAGAGCAUUCAUGACAGAGCACGUAGGUCUCCACGGAAACUUCCUACUUCGUUAAAAAAAGGAGAAAGGAAAUGGGCUCCUCCAAAAUUUCUGCCUCACAAAUACGAUGUGAAGCUACAAAAUGAAGAUAAGAUCAUCAGCAGUGUGCCAGCAGACAGCUUGAUUCGAACAGAGAGACCACCAAACAAGGAGAUACUUCGGUACUUUAUCCGGCAUAAUGCCUUACGUGCCGGAACUGGUGAAAAUGCGCCUUGGGUGGUGGAAGAUGAACUGGUGAAGAGAUACUCCCUGCCUAGCAAAUUCAGUGACUUUCUACUUGACCCAUAUAAGUAUAUGACUCUCAACCCCUCCACCAAGAGGAGGAAUACUGGAUCUCCAGACAGGAAACCCUCAAAGAAACCUAAAAGAGACAAUUCUUCUCUGAGUUCUCCACUCAACCCUAAGCUGUGGUGCCAUGUGCACUUGGAGAAGUCGUUAAAUGGCCCCCCACUCAAAGUGAAGAACUCAAAGAAUUCCAAGUCUCCAGAAGAGCAUUUGGAAGAGGUGAUGAAAAUCAUGUCCCCCAACAAGCUCCACAGCUUCCACAUUCCCAAGAAGGGCCCAGGCACCAGGAAGCCAGGGAAGCACAGUGACAAGCCUCUGAAGGCCAGGGGCAGAAGCAAAGGCAUCCUGAACGGCCAGAAGUCCACAGGCAGUUCCAAAUCACCCAGCAAAUGCGUGAAGACUCCCAAGACCAAAAUGAAGCAGAUGACUCUGUUGGAUAUGGCCAAAGGGACCCAGAAGAUGACUCGAGCCCCGCGGAGUUCUGCGGGUGUGCCAAGGUCCUCUGGGAAACCUCAUAAACAUCUGCCGCCUGCCGCCCUGCACCUGAUUGCCUAUUACAAAGAAAAUAAAGACAAAGAGGACAAGAAGAGUGCCCUGUCCUGCGUUAUCUCCAAAACAGCUCGUGUCCUCUCCAGUGAAGACCGAGCCCGUCUUCCAGAAGAGCUGCGGACUCUGGUGCAGAAACGCUACGAGCUGCUGGAACAUAAGAAGCGGUGGGCCUCGAUGUCCGAAGAGCAGCGGAAGGAAUAUUUAAAAAAGAAGCGGCAGGAGCUGAAGGAGAGGCUGCGGGCCAAAGCCAAAGAGCGGAGAGAGAAGGAGAUGCUGGAGAAGUUAGAGAAGCAGAAGCGAUACGAGGACCAGGAGUUAGGUGGCAGAAACCUCCCAGCAUUCAAGCUGGUAGAUACCCCUGAAGGACUGCCCAACACCCUUUUUGGGGAUGUGGCCCUGGUGGUGGAGUUCUUGAGCUGUUACUCGGGGUUGCUCUUGCCUGAUGCUCAGUACCCCAUCACUGCUGUGUCCCUAAUGGAAGCCCUGAGUGCAGAUAAAGGUGGUUUUUUGUACUUGAACAGAGUGCUGGUCAUUCUGCUGCAGACCUUACUUCAGGAUGAAAUUGCAGAAGACUACGGAGAACUGGGGAUGAAGCUGUCGGAGAUCCCCCUCACUCUGCAUUCUGUCUCGGAGCUGGUCCGGCUCUGCUUGCGCAGGUGUGAUGUGCAGGAGGACAGUGAGGGCUCAGAGACAGAGGACAAUAAAGAUUCCACACCAUUUGAGGAUAACGAGGUGCAGGAUGAGUUCCUAGAGAAGCUCGAGACCUCAGAGUUCUUUGAGCUGACCUCAGAGGAGAAGCUGCGGAUAUUGACGGCGCUGUGCCACCGGAUACUCAUGACGUACUCUGUGCAAGACCACAUGGAGACAAGACAGCAGAUGUCUGCAGAGUUGUGGAAGGAGCGGCUUGCUGUGCUGAAGGAGGAGAACGAUAAGAAGAGAGCAGAAAAACAGAAGCGGAAGGAGAUGGAAGCCAGAAAUAAAGAAAACGGCAAAGAGGAGAACGGGCUAGGCAAGAUGGACAGGAAAAAAGAAAUCGUGAAGAUUGAGCACCAAGUUGAAAUGGAAGCAGAUGACAUGAUCAGUGCUGUCAAGAGCAGGAGGCUGCUUAGCAUGCAAGCUAAGAGGAAGCGGGAGAUCCAGGAGAGAGAAACCAAAGUGAGAUUAGAACGGGAAGCUGAAGAGGAACGAAUGAGGAAGCAUAAGGCGGCUGCUGAGAAGGCUUUCCAGGAAGGGAUUGCCAAGGCGAAACUCGUCCUCCGCCGGACGCCUAUUGGCACAGACCGCAACCAUAACAGAUACUGGCUCUUCUCAAAUGAAGUCCCAGGGUUAUUCAUUGAAAAGGGCUGGGUACAUAACAGCAUUGACUACCGAUUCAAGCAUCACCGCAAAGACCACAACAAUUCACCUGAUGAGGACUACUAUCCCCGAAGUAAGAAAGCAAACUUAGGCAAAAAUGUGAGUGUGAAUGCACACCAUGGAUCAGCACUAGAAGCUGCUGUGGAGACCACGGUGCCCAAGCAAGGACAGAACCUAUGGUUCCUGUGUGACAGUCAGAAGGAACUGGAUGAGUUGCUCAAUUGCCUUCAUCCUCAGGGAAUAAGAGAAAGUCAGCUUAAAGAGAGACUGGAAAAAAGGUACCAGGAAAUUACUCACUCCAUUUAUCUGGCUCGGAAGCCAAACCUGGGUCUAAAGGCUUGUGACGGCAACCAGGAGCUCCUGGACUUCCUGAGGAGUGACCUUAUUGAGGUGGCCACGAGGCUGCAGAAAGGAGGGCUUGGCUACAUGGAGGGCACGGCAGAGUUUGAAGCCCGGGUUAUUUCCUUGGAGAAACUGAAGGAUUUUGGUGAAUGUGUCAUUGCCCUUCAGGCCAGUGUCAUAAAGAAAUUUCUGCAAGGAUUCAUGGCUCCCAAACAGAAGAAAAGGAAACUCCAAAGUGAAGAUUCCAUAAAGUUCGAGGAAGUGGAUGAAGAGAAAAAGAUGGCUGAGGAAGCAAAGGUUGCCUCUGCACUGGAAAAAUGGAAGACAGCCAUCCGUGAAGCCCAGACCUUUUCCAGAAUGCACGUUCUACUCGGGAUGCUUGAUGCCUGCAUCAAGUGGGAUAUGUCUGCAGAAAACGCUAGGUGCAAAGUCUGUCGGAAAAAAGGGGAAGAUGACAAGCUGAUCCUGUGUGAUGAGUGUAAUAAAGCCUUCCACCUGUUCUGUCUGAGGCCGGCCCUCUAUGAAGUACCAGAUGGUGAGUGGCAGUGUCCAGCUUGCCAGCCUCCUACCGCCAGGCGAAAUUCCCGGGGCAGGAAUUACACUGAAGAGUCUACCUCUGAGGACAGUGAAGGUGAUGAGAGUGAGGAAGAGGAGGAAGAAGAAGAGGAGGAGGAGGAAGAGGAGGACUAUGAAGUGGCUGGCUUGCGGUUGAGGCCUCGAAAGACCGUCCGAGGCAAGCAGAGUGUCAUCCCUGCAGCAAGGCCAGGCCGACCACCGGGUAAGAAGUCACAUUCUGCCAGGAGGUCACGGCCAAAGGCCCCACCUGUGGAUGACACAGCAGAAGUGGAUGAGCUGGUACUUCAGACCAAGCGUAGCUCGAGGAGGCAGAGUCUGGAGCUGCAGAAGUGUGAGGAAAUCCUCCACAAACUGGUGAAGUACCGCUUCAGCUGGCCCUUCCGGGAGCCUGUGACCAGAGAUGAGGCUGAGGACUACUACGAUGUGAUCGAUCACCCCAUGGACUUCCAGACCAUGCAGAACAAAUGCUCGUGUGGGAACUACCGAUCUGUCCAAGAGUUCCUCAGCGACAUGAAGCAAGUGUUUACCAAUGCCGAGCUCUACAACUGCCGUGGCAGCCAUGUGCUGAGCUGUAUGGGGAAGACAGAGCAGUGUCUGCUGGCGCUGCUACAUAAACACCUCCCUGGCCACCCCUAUGUCCGCAGGAAACGCAGGAAGUUUCCUGAUAGGCUCGCUGACGACGAAGGGGACAGUGAUUCAGAGUCUGGUGGACAGUCCAGGGGACGAAGACAGAAGAAGUAACGAGGCAGGGCCCUAGUGAGGCAGCCAUGGAGGGGGGAUAGGAGGAGAACACCAAGAGGUGUGGGAGAGGCAGGAAAGAAGCUGGGAGGGCUAGAAGGGGAAGAGACUAGCAUCCAGAAAUGCCUGUCAUGCCAAGCGUUUGGGGAGUAUGAUGCUGGCCUGGUGAGCCUGCCCAGAAAGGCUAGCAGCAGAAGUGGGCCUCCCCGAGUCCUGAGAGCUGGGAAAUGCCAGGGCAUGGCUUCUCCUGUGAGCUCUGCCCAACUCCUCCUCUUCCUCCUCCUGCCUCAUCUUACAGCAGUGCCAAGCCCCCUGGUCUCCAGAGAGGGCACUGUACCCCACAGUAGGAAGGAGCGUCAUCUGGCCAUGCUGGCCGAGGUGUGGAUCUUUUUGAAUUUAUAUUUAUAUACAGUCUUAUUUCUUUAUGUCCGCACUCUCUUCCUCCUCCUCCCUCUCAGGUGACAGUAUCAGCUAGUGCCAUACAGAAUUCUGUGUUCACCAGCAUCUUGGGACAGUGUGGGCUUUGAGUUGGUCAUGGCAGAGUCUAGGGACAUUGUCUGGAGCUGCUCCUGAGCACCCUCUCCAUGGUGGCAAACCUUCCCCAUCCUCACCCAACUCACCGCCUCAUUAAAAAAACAAAGCAAACUAAGGCACUUCCCAUAGAGACUGCAGUCCUGCUUCUAAUCAUGCUAUGACCUUGGCUUUGAUGGGUCUGGCCAGAGGGGUGUUGGAGCCUAGCCCACCCACAAACCAGACAAGCCCCUAGGGAGCCGAAAAAGAGCAGGAAGAAGUUCAAAUGUUUAAUUUUUUAAAUUGACUUUUGUAGUUACUAAAGUUGCUUGUUUCCGCAGUGAUAUUGUAUAAAGAACAUCUUGUAAAAUAAUUGUCAUCUUGCUUUGGCACAUGUACAGUACAGUUUCUAUGACACGUGUUCACUCCCCUCCUCCGAGAGGCCAGGGGGCAGCGGGGUCUGGGGUUGGAGCCCCCUCUCUGCCCUGGUGGCACUCCACUUUGCUGUGGGCACCUGCUCCUCCAGGGCCCGCUCUGCAGACCGAGUACUCCUGCCAAGUGCAUCUCCUCAUGGACGGGAGCUGGUGUCAGCAGCAGGAGGAGGUGGGGGCCGGCUCUGCCCUACGUAGCCAGUCUAGCCUCGUGUUGUAUUUAGGCAAAAGUUUGUAGUCUGCUUUCCCUUUUAUGCCAGAUUUUGAUAAAAGUACAAGACAGGGUUUAACUUUCUUUUCUAUCGAUUUUGAAUUUGGAAAAAUGUGAGCCUCUCAGCUCUCCAUAUUUAAAGGAAGCCCACCAGGUCAGGAGGCUUCUAUGUGUCGCCCAGUCCAGUGGCUGAGGAAGGGUCCCUUCCCUUCAUCUGCAGGCUUGGUUGGGGUAAUUCCUGGCACCACUGCCUCCCUGCUUUUAACUGGUGUUUUAGCAGGAAGCUGGUAUUUCCACUGCAGUGACAUCUGCAUGGCGGCUUUUUAAAUUGUCUUAAAGGAGGAAGGGCUGCGGUUAAGGGUAGGCUUGUAAUAAAUUGGAUUUCAAAUAAACAUUAUGGACUUGUGUUUAUAAAGAA
Molecule: messenger RNA, 6418 nt
Organism: Onychomys torridus (southern grasshopper mouse)
Lineage: Eukaryota; Metazoa; Chordata; Mammalia; Rodentia; Cricetidae
Gene: Baz1b
Product: bromodomain adjacent to zinc finger domain 1B
Exons: 19
Coding region: 403-4851 (1482 amino acids)
Biological process (GO): chromatin remodeling
Cellular component (GO): WICH complex
Molecular function (GO): protein binding; histone H2AXY142 kinase activity
Source: RefSeq, a predicted model, not a curated record